CUUUGAUUGGCCAUGACUCCGACUUGUGCAGAUGGUCCUGCAAGCGUGGAUACUGUCCUGAUACUGCCUGUGCACGCGCAGUGUUCCAGUUACCCUGACAAUUCAUGCAGUGCCGCCCAAAAGUCUACAAUCGAGCUUGAGAUGACCAAUACGAUCUCUCUGGCUUCCUUUGCUGCAUCCGAUUUCCAGUCCAGCCCAUACUACGAAGCCUUCUUUCCUGCUAGUGUGCGGUCCAGCACGUUCACAGCGGACGCCGCCAACGUGCUCGCAAGGUCUUUUAAGAAGCCAUGCAGUCAAAUGGCGGACCGUAUAAGCUGCAAAUCACCUGCCAUAACAAAGGCCUGUGCGUCAUACCAGGGCAGGAACGGCACACCUGAGCAUCAUGAACAAGGCGGCCAACGCCGACUUCCGGCUUUAUGUCACCGGGAUAUCCUCGUUUCUUCAACGACGAGACUACCACCUGCGAUUAUUUUUCUUUCCACUUUUUGUGGGGUAAGUACAAUGGCGCCUGGGACCCACGCAUCGUGUACUUGACCACCGCCAUGAGGACGGAGAUGAACGGUUUGGUGCAACAGAUCAACUCGGUAAAAUCAGCCGCAAUCAGUGAGGCUAGCACUGUCUUGGGGAGUGCCGGCGUCGUGUAUGUCGAUGUCGAACCUUACUUCGAGGGACACAGGUUCUGCGAGGAUGGUGUCAGAGAACCCGACUCCAGCCGCGAUGCGACGUACUUCACUUCCUCAGCAAUUGGAAGGACGUUAUAAUCGACAGUCAAGAGACAAUAAGCUCUUCGUCUUUCUUCUCUCUAUCGCCGCUGCAGUUUGCCACAAGAUAGGCCACUAAUUGGUGUCUGAAUGACAUUUGCAUAAACCACUUCUGCCGAGAUCGCUGCCGAGGUGGCGACCAUCAUUGCGGAUGGGCUCACUCUCCCCGACGCGGC
Aspergillus brunneoviolaceus CBS 621.78 is the source of this 937-nucleotide messenger RNA. RefSeq lists its product as uncharacterized. The coding region runs from base 13 to 534 and encodes 173 amino acids. Lineage: Eukaryota; Fungi; Ascomycota; Eurotiomycetes; Eurotiales; Aspergillaceae. The record is from RefSeq and is a predicted model, not a curated record. The transcript has a single exon.